Molecule: messenger RNA, 1488 nt
Organism: Closterium sp. Yama58-4
Lineage: Eukaryota; Viridiplantae; Streptophyta; Zygnematophyceae; Desmidiales; Closteriaceae
Source: the annotation of a GenBank genome assembly
AUGGCGAGCAAGAUCUGCACCGUAAGAGCAUCUGAUCCGUCCAUCGAGCAGCGAUUCAACAUGCUCACUGGCGGGGUUGGUCUGGGAAUGGCUGCGGAACUACUCGGCGGCGGAAAACCGUCAGGCGGAAGGAAAAGCGCAGGCGCAGCGGAUAAAGCUUCCCGCGGCGGCACGAGCGGCGCGAUAUGCGGCGGCAUUCAACCAGGCAUCAUAAUCAGCGGGAAAGGUAGCGGCGCGGUGAACAGUAUGAGUACCCUGCGGUCCGCAUUGGAAGCGGUGGUAGAGGAGAGCGGCUCGGAGACCGACAGCUCCGCGUCGCACGGAUGGGAGGAGCUGGAGCGAACGUGCGCUGCGAUGGAUUCGAACAACGUGCAGAUCGACUGCAUUGAUCUUACCAACAUGCUGGAAGAAGGCGUCGCGCUCGCUGACAGCGAUGCUAGCAAUAGCGAGGACGACAAUAACGAGAAUAGAUGCGACAGCGACGACGAAUCGACGAACGCCGACAAAUGCACCCCGCAUUUCUCCGCCGCCGCCCCCGCCUCCCGCCCCGCCGCCCGCCCCGCCUCUCGCCUGAGCCACACAUUUUCCCCCAUCAAUCGCCUUCACGUGACAGCAGCGGCGGAGAGUCCUCCGCCAAAUCUGCACCGGCGGAGCUCUUUCUCCGGCGCGUCCGAAUCGAACCGCCUCGGAAAUGCCAACGAAAGCAACCACGCGGACUCCGCGGCGCGGAAUAGCCACGGCGGAAAGUACGUCUACAGCGGAAAAUACUACAGCAGAAGCCACAGCCUGGCUCAGUGCCACUCUGACGGCUCGCCUCGUCUCCCGGGAAGCCCCGCUGAAUGCGGGUCUGAAGGAUACGGCCCCCACAGCGGCCCCCUCAGCGCCUCCCACAGCGGCCCUCUCAGCGGCGCCCCCCACAGCGGCGGAAGUCCCUUUUGCGGCGCCCCCCAGAGCGAAAGCCCCCACAGCGGCCCCUUGCGGCACGGGUUCGGAUCGUCGAGUAGCCUGAACAGCAGCCACAACGGGAGCCCCCAGAGCAUCCGUCCCAACAGCGGAAGCCCCGUUUGCGGCGCCCCCCGGAGCGAAUGUCUCCCUAGCGGGCCCCACACGGACCAACACAGCGGCCCGUUGCGGCACGGCGACUUCAAGCCAUCGCCAUGCCAUGUGCUCCUGCGGCAGAGCAGUGCGGGAGACGUGUCACACACGCCUACUAGUGUGACUGUCUCAUCUGCAGCAGCGCGCCUCCGUCCCACCAGCAGUGGGGAAUCAGGUGCGACUGGGGAAGGUCGACCUGAGAAUGCUGUUCAAAAUAAUCGGUCAACUGUUGCUCCUCCAUCCCUGCAGCGCCCGUCCGUCCCAACAGCAGUUGGAAAUUCUGCUGCUGCUGGCGGUUUUAAACCCGGAGGGGUGACGGUGUUGGUAAAGAAAGGGGCUAACCCUGCUGCUAUAGAGGCGUAUUUAAAGCUCAAGGCUCAACGAGGAAGAUAA